Messenger RNA from Saccostrea cuccullata (small rock oyster), 4863 nucleotides. RefSeq lists its product as uncharacterized. Lineage: Eukaryota; Metazoa; Mollusca; Bivalvia; Ostreida; Ostreidae. The transcript has 5 exons. The record is from RefSeq and is a predicted model, not a curated record. Gene Ontology annotation, molecular function: zinc ion binding; nucleic acid binding; ATP binding. Gene Ontology annotation, cellular component: cytoplasm. Bases 213 to 4580 code for a protein of 1455 amino acids.
UAACUAUCUAUGCCGAAGUUAUUCUCCAUAUAGGCCAAUAAAAUGAUGAACAAUUUCUAAAAAUAACUUCUAAGGAAGAUUUCGUCGAAUCGAAAGAGAAAGUUGGCUGUGUAGUUUGUACAGUCGUUUUAUUUUUUCGUUGGAAACAUUGAAACAUAAAUGUCAUUGCCCGAUUCAUUGUGCAGUUUUCGUGAAUAAUAUAUUUUUAAAUCAUGGCUUGUGCUGAAUAUCCAACAUUCUGUGAAAUCUGCAAGAAGGGGCCUUUUGCCGGUGUCAUUCCAGCACAGCAGCAUUUUAGGAGUCAGGCUCACAUAUCCAAGAAAAGUCAACAAACGCCUCCCAUUCAGCAGACACAGACCUAUGUUUCCGCAUGUAACGCUUGUGGAAAGAAGUUCAACAAUGAACUGAGUGCUGAACAACAUUUUGCAAGUGAAAACCAUAAAAAGAAAGAAGCACUUCUGCAAAAAUCUACGGCACAGAAUUAUAACAGUUCUAACUCUGCAACAUCUGACAUGGAACUUGAUUCACCUUCACUAGAACUGUCACUGUAUCCUAGUGAAAAUUUGGUCAACAUUCAGCCAAAAACCAGGGAACAAACUGCAUUUUCACAAAACCCCGUGAAAUAUCAAAGACGGACUGAAUAUGUAUUUGAUGAGAAUGAUUGCAGAGGUUUCUGUAAUGUAUGCAACAUUGACCUUACAUCACGUCAGCAUGCAAAUCAGCACCUUAGUGGGCAGAAACAUCUUAAGGCAAAACAAAUCUGGAAUAACAAUAUUCAAGGAGAGAAAACCCUCUCCUGUUUAAACGCCACUCCAAGCAGCCCUGGUCAACAAAACAAACCAGACUGUCAGUCUAGCAGAGGUCCACCUGAAGAGUAUUCAUUUGAUGGAAACCAAGGUUACUGUCAUGUGUGCAAAAUUGAGCUCACUUCCAUGCAACAUGCACAACAACAUAUAAAUGGAAAGCCUCAUGCCAAAGCAAAAGCUGCUCAAAACCUGGGCAUCAACCAAAUAAAUCCAGAUAUCGGUAAGCUCUCACCAACUUCUAAUAGAACUGUUGGCCAGAAUCAUGAGUAUGACUUCUCAGGAGGAAGAGGAUAUUGUCACCUUUGUAAAAUUGAACUGACUUCCAAAGCCCAUGCAGAACAGCAUUUGUCUGGUAAAAGUCAUGAAAAGGCUAAAAUGAAAGGCAACAUUGGCAUUCCAAGCUCAUUACCAUUAACUUGUGAGAUCUGUGUGAAAACGUUCUCUGGACCAGAGUGUGCUUCCCAGCAUUUCAGUAGUGUAAAACAUCGCCAGAGAGAGGCUCUGAGUCAGUCUCAGAAGCCUAAUUCUCCUAUACUGAACCAGACAAUACCAGGCAUUGUAGCUCCUUCUAAUGACAGAACACAUUGGGAGCUUUGUGAGGUGUGCAAUGUUCGAUUAAAUUCCCUUGAGCAACUUAACAUCCAUAAAAACAGUCCCAAGCAUAAAGCUGAGGAAGAGAAACAAGCCAGAAUGGGAAACAAAGUAGAAGUCACGAAAACUCCAGAAUUCAAAAUGCAUGCCAUUAGCCCCAGGGUGCAAGUUCAAGACACUGGUUUCUGUCCAGUGAAUCCAAGAGUAAACUUUGCCGAUCAGACCAAGGGAAACGUUGAGAUACCUUUAGCUAGUUCUUUUGGACCACAGUCAUUUUUGUCCAAUCAGCCAGGGAUGUUUGCACAAGAGCAAAGGGUAGAGGAGGUGGAGGACUUAAAACUUGCCACUCUACCAUCUCUCAAUCCUUCUUCCAUGUUAAAUGAUACAGGACAACCUUCAAAUUUGAAGGAAGAUAACAUUGAUGAAACUCUGCCUAAAGAAGUAAAAUUUGAAAAGCCAGACAUUCCAGCAGACAUUGAUGAAGAAAAAAAUUUCAAAGAAAAAUAUGUAGAAAAGGAGUUGGAAAAGGAAUUGAUCAAUGAAAAGAUAAACACUUCCUCUUCUUCUCUGUCAAGUUUGGAAAUGCCAGCUCUUGAAAAAAGUGAUGUAAGAACAGGAAUGAAAUCUAACAGAGACACAGCUAUGAAAAAUGAUAAAGACUUAAAAAAUCUUCAAAGGCAGAUGGCUGAUAAACCAAGAGCCCCAGGUUCAUAUCCAUAUGAAAGUAAACAACCAUCAUAUUACAAAGGUGAAUCCAAAUUGCCAUCGGAUGAAAAAUCAUACUCAUCCAUUGGAAACUUAAAUCAAAUCUCAUCUCAACAGAAUGUCACAAAUAGUGGAAUUUCAAAUCUCUGUAAAAAAGAAACAGGGCACCAACUGAGUACAUCUAGAGACUCAUCCAGCACAGAAGGUUCGCCAGGGAAUAGUGCUGAAAGAGAUUUAAAGGUCAAUUCUGGGAUGAGCAGGGAAUGUGGAAUACAAAGUAACACCACUCCAAAAGCUCAGAAUUCUAGAUCCAGUGGAUCAGCUCUGGUGACCCGUGUACCUACCACAAGGUCAGGAGGGAGAGCACGGAGUGAGGGGACUGCUGUGCCUCUGUAUGGUUCAUCGGAUUCCUCAGAUGAGUCCGACACCGAGGAAGAGGAAGAUGGGAAAUUUUUUCCCUGCACUAGCUCGGAUGUCAAUAAAAAGUUACAAGAGCUGGGUGUCAGUGAUUCAUCAAAUACCCCAGCUAAUUACACACCUGUAGCUAUGAACAACAAGGUUGUAAACCCGUACAGAGCCACACACAAGUAUUACUGUCAUACCUGCCAGCGCCCAAUGAAUUCCAAAAAAGCAUUGAAGGACCACAUGGAGGGCCGGGGACACAUGCAGAAAGUCGCAGUCCUGGCUGCAGUGCAGAGAAGUCAUAGACCCAUUGUGAAGGAAGUUUUAGACCAAGGGAAAACUGACUGUAAUCUGACGGCAUUGACUCCCAGGUCAUAUCAGAGGGAACUGUAUGGGAGAGCGAUGGAGGGUGACAGAGUUGUCUUUCUUCCUACAGGGACUGGGAAGACGUUGAUAGCCUGUAUGGCCAUCAGUGCGAUGUUAGAGCUGAAUCCUACGAGACAAGCCUUGUUUCUGGUGGACAAGGUUCUGCUGGUCAUCCAACAGUCCCGUAACCUGAUUUCACAGCUUGGUGACCGUCUAUAUACCAGGUUUGACCCAGAGAAUCCUUCAAAACUCAUGGAACGGAAGUUAAAAAUAGCUGCUUUGUGUGGCGGGCAGCAGUCCACAGAUGGUGUCCCAAUUUGGCAACAUGACCUAAUUGUAGUAACUGCAGCUUAUUGUGAACAGCUAAUUAUGAGGAAUGUUCUGAGAUGGGAGGACUUGUGUAUUGUUGUGUUAGAUGAGGCCCACCACUGUGUAAAGAGUCACCCCUUCAAAAAACAGCUGGAGAAUAACCAUUUAACAAUGUCUGUAGCUGAAAGACCCAAAAUCCUGGGGCUGACAGCAUCACCUGCUGGAAAGAAGACAUUUCCAAUGACCGUCAACUUACUGAAUGAACUGAUGGAAAGUAUGGGUGGGGCCAAAAUAGCUGUCACCAAAGAGUGCAAAGCGGAACUAGAAAAAUUCCAGUCAAGUGCAGAACUCAUAGUGAACUACAAACCAAUGAGCAUCAAAGAGCAGAAAUUCCAGAAGGAAUUACAACUCUAUCUUCUACAGUGUUACAUAAGGCUCUCUGCAGAAACCAACAUCCUAGAGCAGUGUGAUUUAGAGGUUCUACCAGGUCACUGUAAUAUCUCGGAGGAGAAGAAAAGCAUAGUGGCCAAAAACUUACAUGGAGAUAUCCUGAAUUGCUUGGAAGUCACUCUCAAUAAUGCAGUUCCCAAUGAUCCCUCUGCUGCUAAUAGGAUUAUGGUCCGGAACUUGAUCACCCAUACCAGGAAUAUUUGUAUUGCUCUGAAUACUUUGUUUGAAGCAGGUGUGAAAACAGCUGUAGAGGAGCUAGAUGAACUCAUGGCUCUGGAUCCAAAUCUUAAUUUUAACUUUACUAGAGAUAUAGGUCUGAAACCUGACAACCUUUUGUCUGAGAUUACCACCAUUCAGGAACUAGAGCAGCCAAGUUCUCAUGGACCAUUAGUUGAUGCCAGCCAACAUUCCUCCAGAAUCGUUGCACUGAUUCAGACGUUGUUAAGUGAUAGCCCACAGUACAUUGACUGGUCCCAAGAACACCCUAUGGCGCUAGUCCUAGUCAGAGAGAGGAGCACAGCAAAGAAGAUCAGUGGAAUCUUACAGACGCAGAGGGAAAUAAAUGAUAAGGGCCUCAAAGUCACCCACCUGGUAGGUCAUGGUGGGGGCUCGGGGGACGGGGAGGGGAUGGCUGUGCAGCAACAAAGAAAAAUCCUCCAUGACAUCAAAAGACAUAAGUACCAGAUCGUUAUAGCCACGUCUGUAGCAGAGGAGGGGAUAGAUAUCCCGGAGUGUGAACUAGUGAUAACCAUGAACCUGCCCUCGACAGUCACGGCCCUGGUCCAGAUGAGGGGCCGGGCGCGGAAAGCUAACAGCAAGUUUAUGGUUCUCUGUAACGAUCAACUGGAGAAUGACCAGUUGUCAGAGUUAAUGAAGAAGGAGGAUAAUAUGAUCAAGGCAGCCAACUUUCUGUUUGACAGUCAAAAUAGACCAGGGGCGAAAGAAAACUAAGUCUACUCCCUGAAUAACAGUUAAAGUAGAGAUGAAUUAGAAACUGAAUGUUGUGUUAUACUGUUAUUGUCAUUUUUUUCUGCCAAGGGAAAAAGUAGAGAGGGGUAGUUUUCUUUACAGUAAUUCUUGUCUAGUUUUGACUAACAAAUAGAAAUGCCCUGAUCAUAUAAACUUAUUUUAGUCUUAACCUAUCUGUUUAAGGAUAAGGUUGAAAAGUAUGUACAAAGGCAUGGUCACUCAAGUCUCCAUUGUUGUAGAUUCCCAAUCAAAUUAAACUACUGUA